AUACGAUACAAGUGAGAAGAGCUAUUGAUUAGUAAACUAUUUUAUUAGUUUUGGGAAGACAAAAAUUAAGUAUGGGUCAUUUCGUUGUGUUUCUCAUUCUUGCCAUUUCUUGCACUUGUUACUUGGAACCCAAGUUGUUUAAUGUCCAAGCUGCAGAAAAUGGGUAUACUACCACCUGGAAUAGUGCAGAUGGAACGUGGUAUGGAAGUCCAACCGGUUAUGGAAGCGAUGGUGGAUCUUGUGGAUACACAAACACGGUAGGGGAAGCACCACUCAAUUCUCUAAUAUCAUCGGGAAGUACUUCUCUCUAUAAAGAUGGGAAAGGAUGUGGAACUUGCUACAAGGUAAAGUGCAGCGUGAAUGAAUAUUGUUCCGGAGAAAGUAUAACCGUAGUUAUAACAGAUUCAGGAGUAUCCGAGACCAAUAGACCCCAUUUUGAUCUGAGUGGAACUUCUUUUGGAGCCUUGGCUAAGAGUGGCCAGGCAGAAGCGCUCCGCAAUGCCGGUACUAUUGAACUCGAGUAUCAAAGGACGACAUGCGAUUACAAGGGAACACCACUGACAUUUACCGUCGAUACGGGCGCGAACGAUGAGUAUUUUGCUACUCUGAUUGAAUACGUUGGUGGAUCCGGCGAGCUCAGCGCAGUGUACAUGAAGGAAUCUGCAUCGGAGGAGUGGCUUCUCAUGGAUCAUUCCUGGGGUGCGCUGUGGAAGAGAUCCAGCUCCACACACCUAGUCGCGCCUUUUUGGUUCAAACUGGUUGAUGAUGCUAACAAGACUCUCGUUGCCGAAAACGUCAUUCCGACAGGUUGGGCUCCCGGAGUUUCUUAUAAAUCGGCCGUUAGUACUUUUACCUAAUUCAUCAGUUACAUGUAAACAGUAACAAAUAAGGAAGGGUUGAACAUUAUCCAAUUCCAUGUGAACUCGAUUGUAGUGUAGCAUAUAAUAAAAGAUGUAAUCAUUCAUUCAGAAACAACAAUCCCACAAUGUAUAUACUAUGUAUUUGUAUACCAUGUAAUAAACAAAAGAUGAUGUUGAUGAACUUCUUCGUACGUACACCACAUGCUGGGCUGUUUAAACUUUAAAGUACUAUGUUAUGG
Cuscuta epithymum is the source of this 1099-nucleotide messenger RNA. Lineage: Eukaryota; Viridiplantae; Streptophyta; Magnoliopsida; Solanales; Convolvulaceae. The record is from the annotation of a GenBank genome assembly.